Molecule: messenger RNA, 890 nt
Organism: Talaromyces stipitatus ATCC 10500
Lineage: Eukaryota; Fungi; Ascomycota; Eurotiomycetes; Eurotiales; Trichocomaceae
Exons: 2
Coding region: 41-745 (234 amino acids)
Biological process (GO): positive regulation of transcription by RNA polymerase I; positive regulation of DNA-templated transcription, elongation
Cellular component (GO): CTDK-1 complex
Source: RefSeq, a predicted model, not a curated record
AACCAGAAAUAGUCAAAAAACGCUGCCAGCCAUUGCAAAGAUGGCAGACCCUUUUGAGGUCCGUAUGCGAUUUACCAUGCAACUACAGCAUCUAAGCGCUGCGAUAGCUUCGUCGCAUAGAGCAGCACAGUAUGCGCUCAAAUACCGGGAUAUGGAUGAGGAUCUCCAUUCGUGUAUCCUAGAGCAACUUGAAAGAAAUAAUAUGAACAACCGGGCGAACAUAAUGUACUUUAUCGAACACUUUUGCGAAUUAGCUAGCAAGGAAAACCACCUCAACUACGUCCGCAUGAUUCAACGUGACAUGCUCACAAUCGUCGACUCAGUCGCUCCCGCAGAUGGCUCCGGAGCAGCAAAUGUGAAGCAUGUGCGCCGAGUUCUACAGGGUCUACAAGAUAAAAACUUUCUCUCAAGCGAAACCGUAACAGAAAUCGACGCGGCAUUGAAAGAGCGGGAAACCAACCCGUCAAAUGUCCUUGAUUCAGAGGUACCAGAGGACUCUGGACAGACACCGAGCAGAAGCUCAAAGGCCAAUGGGACCAUUCGAGUUGAUAAAAGACAAAUUGAGCAGAGGAUUGAAGAAGACCGAGAACGAAAUAAGAGGUUACGAGAAAGUAUGUGGACGGUUAGUGGCAAUAAUAAAGGGGAGUUCCAGCAGUGCUGGGAUGACGUUAGUGAUAUUGGGGAUGAUGAUUUCCUUGGAGCAGAGGAAGAGUGUGCCGAGAGAAAGCAAAUGGUCACGGCUUAAGGAAUGGAUUUCUCGUCAAGUUGAUUGGAAUUGGCAUAUUGCAUGAGUGGGCGUUUUGGGUCAUUGAUUUGAUUUAUGCAUUUAUAUUUACCGUGAUAUCUAUAAGGCACUUUUAAGCUUGAGUCGAAGGUUGGACAGGAGUUUA